ACCUGUUGCACCUUCAGCCCACAGCCCACAGAAGUCCUCUUUGCACCCACAAGUUUCGACGCAACAGUCACCAUCCAGAGGCCAAGCUUUUUUUUUAUUUUUAUUUUCGCGUGGCAGGUCCCUUGCUCGAAUGCGUGUGUGUGAUCGUCCACGCUUCUUUCUCACCUGGGCUCUCCACUCCGAAAGAAUGAUGAAAUCCUGCACCCCGAACCACUGCCAUGCAACCAUUUCGAAAAAUUCACCUUCGGUUGGAACCCUUGGCAAACUUGGCAGCUGCCUUGUUCCUUGAUACCGGGGAUCGCUACGGCUACUACAUAGUACGACUCGAAAUGAUCCUCAUCCUCACCAAACGCCCCUGUUUUAGGGAAUGAUAGGCGUUCGUUCUGAUACAGACCGAAAUCCCCAACCACACACCCCCCAUCCAGUCCCCAUCCUCCCCUAAAUCAACUCUUUCUUCUUCACCCCUUUCAAAUCUUUCGUUACCAGCAAACCAGUUAGCGCCCUUUUUUUCUUCUGCUUGGCGACUAAGCUCCACACGCCAAGUAUUCAUCUCGAAUUUGACUGCCGUUCUAGGCUUCUGGGGCAACCCCAAAGAGUCCCGCGAAAAGGUUCGACAUGGGAUGGAGAGAAAAAAAACGGUUAUGGAUCUCGAAUUUGCUGAGCGGCUCUUUUUUCUUGGCCCAGGUAUCAUAGUACACAGCCCUCUGAUAUUUGUUUGGAUCCAGUUUGUUCUCUCUUGGCAGGUCCCAAUCGGUAUCAACUGCCGUGUUUCUUACAUAAUAAUAUCUAUUCUCUAUUCCUCCCAGUUGGGGAGAAGCUUGAGAGAGCAAAAAAGCUCACCCCCUUGCCAAACUCAGAACAUCCUUGCAAGGGUCGUUGUCAUCCAACGCGAGCCCGGCCGGCAGAGCUGAAAAAGUUGAGGGAUUGUCAGAUCCUUUCCUGUCACCCUAACCGAUCUCCACGCCCCAUGCCCCAGGGGGACAAGGGAUGGGGCAGCAUAUGGUCAACUCGCACGCCCCCGUCCGCAACCCCCGAACCCCCAGUCGCUACCGUUUGCCAAGCUAGGCAGUUUAAUGAGUCCAGGUUGUGCCAUGCGCCUCUUCAUAAACUUCACUGCCUUCGGUAAGAUACCUGUAGAGGUAAGCGGAAGCGCUGAUGUAGCAACCCGGUUGGAAAAAAAAAAGGUUCUCCCGUCAAGGAUGGCACGGCCGGCUUGGGCUACCACACUCGGAUACUACCCCAAGGUCUUGAAUGAGAGAACAAGAUGAAUAUAAACGUCCGCUUCCCCUCCACUUCGAGAUUCAGACUCUUUACUCUACUCCCCAUCAGCCUCUGGAGCCUGGUAUUUUGCAUUCGAGUUUCUUGCUGGGUUUUCUUUUCGUUGCUUACCUUUUUGUUCUUUUCACUUCACUUCAACAUUCCUUUUCAAGAGCUGUGCUCUCCAUACUACUCCUUUUUUAUAAAAACAGUUCAGUUCGACAGGUUCAACUCAGCCCAUCAAAAUGAAGAACUUCGGAAGCAUCUCCCUCCUGCUGCUGGCAGCGACCUCGUACGUUGCCGCCAGGCCGGCCGUCGAAAUUUCAGACCUGCGCAUGCACGUCCGCAGUAGUGAGGCUGCAGCCCCGGUGGUGGCCGAUGCCGCCGCCGCCGCCCCCGCCGCUGAGGAGAAGAAGAAGGAGGGCGCCGCCGCCGCCCCUGCCGCUGAGGAGAAGAAGAAGGAGGGCGCCGCCGCCGCUCCCGCUCCUGUUGCUGCCGCUCCGGUGGCCGGCGCCAACGCCACUGCUCCUGCCGCCGGCCAGGGCAAAGACGCCAAGGGAAAGGAUGCCAAGGGUAAAGAUGCCAAGGGUAAAGAGGCCAAGGCAAAGGACGGAAAGAAGGCUAAGGCUGGAGCCGGAGCCGCCAACGCUACCGCUCCCGCCGACAAGAAGCGCAAGAAGGCCAAUGCCAAGAAGGCUGACCUGAAGAAGGGUGCCGCCAAGGCCGGAGCCGGUGCUGCCAACGCAACUGCACCCGCUGGCAAGGAGGGCAAGAAGGCCAAGAAGGCCGGCGGUGCCAACCUCGCCGCUGGUAACGGAACAGCCGUCGAUGCCGGCAAGGGCAAGAAGGACAAGGACGCCAAGGGCAAGGAUGCUAAGGGCAAGGACGCCAAGGGCAAAGAUGCCAAGGGCAAGGACGCCGAGGGCAAGGACGCAAAGAAGUCGCUCGACAGCCUCCUCGCCCAGCUCGGCGGUGGUGCUGCCGGCGCCGGCAAGGCAAACGCAGGUGAAGGUGCAGGUGCGACCGGAGGACUCCAGAGUCUCCUGACACAGCUCCAGGGUCUCACCGGUGGCGCCGGUCAGGGAGGUGGUGUCGGCAACCUGCUCGCCCAACUGGGAGGCGGUGCUGCUAAGAAGACGGCCAAGCGCAGCCCCGUCACUCUGGUCCAGGACCUUGAGUAAAUUCUUUGUCCUUACCAGCUAGCGUGGUUUUACGCCAUGCUUUCUUUUCGGUUCCAUCAGAGUCAGCAGAUGCAACACCCUUGCAACCUUGACAGUGUUUCUGCCCCAGCGGCAGAAUACAUUGCCGCCCCGAGGUUGUCCAUAGCUUCGGACCAAGUAUCGAAAGCUACUUUCGGCCCAGCCAACGGCCAUCCUCCACCUUUCUUCUCUUCAUCGUCGCUCGCCUGAGGCGAAGCGUCUCGCGUCGACAAUGUUGAUGUGUUAACUUAGCCACUUUUUUGUUUCCUUUUGUCGGUUUUUUUUUCUUGGUCAACGGCGGCUUCUGGGUUUUGUUUCUGAAUUUUUCCUAUCUUCUAGACGGGUUUCACGAGUAUAUACCCCCACCACGCAAGAGGGACGGUCCCAAAAGUUCGACAGCUUUCCUUUUCAUGUGCCAGGCAUUGGGAAGCUGCGAAUAGGGGGGGAUCGACUGGGGGCCACGGGAUCCAACAGGGCUUUGUUGCUUGGGUUGUUGGUUUCUUGUAUCAUGAGCACAUGGACUGUCGACUGAAAUUCAGACCCAUUGAGUGCAAAA
Messenger RNA from Pyricularia oryzae 70-15, 3012 nucleotides. RefSeq lists its product as uncharacterized. The transcript has 4 exons. Bases 1503 to 2438 code for a protein of 311 amino acids. The record is from RefSeq and is a predicted model, not a curated record. Lineage: Eukaryota; Fungi; Ascomycota; Sordariomycetes; Magnaporthales; Pyriculariaceae.